AUGUGCUUGCUUUUGAGACAAUCAGAACUCUUCAAAUUAGCACUAGGAAUAAUUACCCUGUUUAUUUUGUGCUUACCUGAAUUUUUCAAAAUCCAUGAAGCUAACACUGUAAUCAUGUCAUGCACGGAUACCUGCUCAUCACAUAACACCACUUUUCCACUUUGUACAUUUAACAAUUCUUGCAAAAGAUCAGUGCAAGAAAGAGAUAAACAGAACAUUUUACUGAAGGUCACUGUAAAUCAUUCAAAUUUCCAAAAUAUCCCAUGUAUUUGCCAGUCUGCCAUGAGGGAACAGCAGUCCCAUACUAAACACACAGAGUGUGAAUCCAGGAGAAAUGUCAAUGUGGAUCAUCAAGGAUCAGGGUCAGCAGUUAAAGAAAUUCCAAAAGCUAAAGGGUCGUUUGAAGUGAAAACAGAAGAUGCUAUUUAUUUUUAUAAAUAUUUUAAUUUCACUACGUUUUCUGAGAAAGAAGUAGAGCAUACUAUUUACUACCUUCUGGAAAUCCACAUCAACAGUUCUAUAGUUGGAGGAAGAAAUGCAACUGAAGAAUACUUGAAUCAUUCCUGCCUAGUGUCAAUGAUGGAAGACCAAAAUGACUGCAUAAAUAUUUCACUACAACUCAAGUCCUAUGUGGAAUAUCCAAUGUGUAUGACGAAGAUCAUUUGGCUCACUAUGAUUCCAGUAGUAUUUGUCUUCACUAUUUCAAUUGUCAUCUACAAAAUACUCCAAGAACAUGAUCAAAACUAUUUUAACCACAGACUAGCAGCAGUUUUUACUAUCCUGAGAAGAAAGACAUCCAGACGCACAAGAAGAACCACACUUGAUACUAAAAUUCAUCCUUUUCCUGACUCCUUUGACAGCCCUUGA
Messenger RNA from Calypte anna (Anna's hummingbird), 867 nucleotides. It is a transcript of the gene TMEM156, whose product is annotated as transmembrane protein 156. The transcript is spliced from 6 exons. NCBI's taxonomy places the organism in Eukaryota, Metazoa, Chordata, Aves, Apodiformes, Trochilidae. The coding region runs from base 1 to 867 and encodes 288 amino acids. The record is from RefSeq and is a predicted model, not a curated record.